AUUCAGUCGGGGUCGCCAUUUUGUCGGGUAGUCGUCGGGAUUUGUUAAGAUUGUCGUGUUUCUCACACUUCACGGUAUCCUCGUUCGUGUUUUUGCACCUGGACCAAGUAAAUCGCCCGCCGUAAUAAAAGCACACGCGCGCUCGCUUGUCCGUUGCUCCGCAAAUGGCCUGUCUGAACACUCUCAAGCAGGAAAUCAAAACGCUCGAAUCCGUCUUCCCCAAGAGCCAUGAGAGGUUUCAGAUAAUGUCUGCGAGCGUGGACGAGCUCAGCUGUAGAUUUGUCGGUAAAAAUGGGAAGAAGUAUGAAAUACACGCCAAUAUCACAGAAACUUAUCCCUCAACACCACCAGUUUGGUUUGCUGAAUCGGAAGAAACUAGUGUCACCAAUGCUGUACAAAUUUUAAGUAACACAACAGGCCGUGACAACCAUGUAAUCAACCAAGUUGGAAUUCUGUUAAAAGAACUGUGCAGAUUACAUUCAUUACCAGAACCGCCAGAUGUUGAAAGACUCAGAACUGCUUUAGAUCCUUUACGUUUAGGAGGAUCAAAUGAGGCGGUAGCGCAAAGAAUGGACGCCGAGGAUGUAGAUGAUAUUGACGACGAAGACGAGAGUGAGACUGAAGAAGACCUUCAUUUGGAUAUGGACGAAGGGGAUGCAAAUGCCAAGAGUAAGAGUGACGAAAUGGAUAUGGAACAUCUUGCAACUCUGGAAAGGUUGAGACAAAAUCAGAGACAAGAUUAUUUGAAAGGAUCUGUUUGUGGAAGCGUACAAGCCACCGAUAGACUUAUGAAAGAAUUACGUGAUAUAUACCGAAGUGACAGCUUUAAAAAAGGAAUGUAUAGCAUAGAACUAGUAAAUGACAGUUUGUAUGAAUGGAAUAUUAGAUUGAUGUGUGUCGAUCCUGAUUCACCACUUCAUAGCGAUCUCAUUCUCCUGAAAGAAAAAGAGGGCAAAGACAGUAUUCAGCUUAAUAUGAUUUUUAAGGAAACUUACCCAUUUGAACCUCCGUUUGUAAGAGUUGUACAUCCCAUCAUUUCUGGUGGAUACGUCCUCGUGGGAGGCGCUAUCUGCAUGGAACUCCUCACAAAACAGGGAUGGAGUUCGGCGUACACGGUAGAAGCUGUUAUAAUGCAGAUUUCAGCUACAUUAGUGAAGGGGAAAGCACGUAUACAGUUUCAAGGAUCAGGUGGCGCUGGCAAAGUAUGUGGUGGACAAGGUCAAUACAGUUUGGCACGUGCCCAACAAUCAUUCAAGUCUCUUGUACAAAUACACGAAAAAAAUGGUUGGUUCACACCGCCGAAGGAAGAUGGCUAAUAAACAGCGAUGUCAAAUAUCGAAAAAUAUGACACGUGCUUACAGCUGAGACUUUAAUUCGAUGUGUGCCCAACAAAUAAUUAUAAUAAUGAUUUGAUACACAAACACAACAGUAACUAGGUAACUUAAGAUAUUGAAUUAAUCUAAUGUAUUCUUUUGAUGGCUAAAGAAGCUGCCGUAUUCCUUGGUUUUAUAUUCAUAUAUUUUCAGUCACAUUUAGCAUUUCGAUCAUCUGAUCGCGAACUGUAUUGGCAAAUGUAAAGUAUCUUUUCAUCUAGAGGUAAUUAUAUCUCACGAAUACGAAUUGUUAGUAUAUAUUGUACUAAUUUUAGUACUCUGUGAAAAGAUACAUAUGUUGUACGUGCGAAACAGUAUAAAUAUUCUUCAAGAUGCGUUUGCGCAAUUGUGCUUCCUGUCUUUCUAAAGGGAGGAGAUUUAUGCUUAGACGUUUAGAGUAACAGCGAUGCUGAAGAGAAUUUUAAGUGUUUCAUUUUUAUCAUUUUAUACGCUUUUCUUCUAUGAAGCAUAUUGGGGUUAUUCUCUGUGCAAUUCAAUAAAAUGAAAUUUCGUAGCUAAUUUAAACAAAUAAAAAAGUGACAGUAGUGAAGAUGCAUCUCUUUAAGAAAAAAUGGAGAUAUCACUUUCGUUAUUGAAAUUCUUUGCUAUAGAUAUCCUAUAUAAGUGAUAUCCCCCUCGCUCCCUCACUUCAAAUUACACACGAGCGCACAACCAAAGCGUUUCUCAACAAGAACUAUUUGGAAAUAAAACGAAUAAAUAGGAUAUAAAAAAAUGUAGCUGUGUAUUAUCUCGGAGGCUCUAGAGAGUACGAACACAAAAAAAAAAAAAAAGUCAAAAAAGUUUCUAGAAACUUUGUCGACUUGUAUAAUUAAAUACUUUUCGUAAAACUAAUUUUGUCUACAUCAACGGUAAUCAUGUGUCGGGAUCUCUGACGCAAGAUACGAUAUUUUUUUACACAUUCGGCAAAAAUAGCAUAUUUCGUAGCAUUAGUACAUUAGAUAAUACGUAGAGCCUUAUGCUUGUAUCGUACGGAAUGCAGUAAUCAAUACGAGUAUUCAUUCUUUCUAUAGAGAGAGAAAGUAAGGAUGAGGAUAAUAAAUAUUAAUAUGUAGGUGCUAUGUACAAGAGCAUGUACACAUAUUUUCUUCUUUAACCCUUUCUACUUCUGUAACAGUACAAAUGAUGACAUGCCGUAACUUCGUUAUUAAAGACUACGUUAUACAGACUAAUUAACGGUUUAGCGAGCAAUCGUUUUUUAUGAAUUUAUAUUAAUAUCAAGACGAGAUAUUAAUAUACAACAUUCGCUUGUUCCGUUUCACGUUCUGAUUUAGUACAAACUAAUUAUUUAAAUAGAAAUAAUUUCUAGUGUCUAUAAUCUGUGUCUUAAGAUGUAACUUAAAACGCAAAAGAAAAAAAAAAGGAAAACAAUAGGAGUUGCAAAGGGUUAAAGUAGUAAAA
Messenger RNA from Pseudomyrmex gracilis, 2792 nucleotides. Its product is annotated as ubiquitin-conjugating enzyme E2 Q2. Gene Ontology annotation, cellular component: nucleus. The record is from RefSeq and is a predicted model, not a curated record. Lineage: Eukaryota; Metazoa; Arthropoda; Insecta; Hymenoptera; Formicidae. Bases 165 to 1316 code for a protein of 383 amino acids. Gene Ontology annotation, biological process: protein polyubiquitination. The transcript has 6 exons. Gene Ontology annotation, molecular function: ubiquitin conjugating enzyme activity.